Paramecium sonneborni is the source of this 205-nucleotide messenger RNA. Lineage: Eukaryota; Ciliophora; Oligohymenophorea; Peniculida; Parameciidae. The record is from the annotation of a GenBank genome assembly.
AUGCUGCAGUUAAAUAGCCCUUAGUUUAUUAAAUAAUAAAAAAAUACAGCUCAGAACUGCAAUUAAUAAGACAAAUCCAGACUUACAAAUCUUUCGAUUAAGGACGAAGGUUGGGGUAUAGAAAAUAAUGAGGUACAACUGUAGCCCCAAAGUAAACUUCCUGACAAACUCUAGGCAGUAUAUAAAUCUUAUUUAUUAGCUAUGA